AAUUGUGAGGAGAGAUUUUCUCCGCUUCUGUUGUGCUUGCUAUUGCUGAGUUGACGCAGGAACCUCUCCAGAAUUUUUUACAAUAAAAAACUAAAUUUGUUCAAGUUGUGGAGUGGAAAUCGGUGCGGUGUGCGAGUCGGGGGAGGUAAUAUGGCGUGUUGCAGCACCCGGAUUUCACCAGGAUUGCACACUUGUGCAGGAGGCGCCUGCGUUCAACGGAGCGGGAGAGCGGAGGCGUGUCUUGGAGUUUCUGUAGCUGAGGAGAAGGGACUCAGCGCAUUGAGAGUGAGUAGUGAAAAGAUUGAGGAGAGAAGGAAAGGCUUUCUCAAGGGGGAGUAUCAUCGGAAGUUUGUUAUGCACGCUGUUGUUAUGGAAGUGCCGGUGGUUAGGGAGACGAGAAUGGGCUUGAAUUUGAAUGGGACGAAGGUUUACACUGGCGCUGGUGGUGCAAUACUUGAAGAUGUGCCACACUUGACUGAUUGGCUGUCUGGAUUACCGACCUACCCGAAUCCAUUGAAAUACAACCCUGCAUAUUCAGCUGCGAGGCAGUAUUUCGUCGAGGAAACUGACACUGUUGCCAAAGACGUCGUUGUGAAUAUCAACGACGUCGGACAUGGUAUCCACUUCAGACGUGCUGGUCCACGAGACCAGAUAUACUUCAAACCAGAGGAAGUUAGAGCAUGUAUUGUUACUUGCGGGGGGCUGUGUCCCGGUAUUAACACUGUAAUUCGUGAGAUUGUGUGUGGUCUAUGGACGCAAUACGGAGUGCGUGAGAUUUUGGGCAUUGAUGGGGGUUACAGGGGAUUCUAUUCAAAGAACACUAUUGAUUUGACUCCCAAGACAGUUAAUGAUAUCCAUAAACGUGGAGGCACUGUACUGCAGACCUCUCGUGGUGGUCAUGACUUGGGAAAAAUUGUGGACUCUAUUCAGGACCGUGAUAUUAACCAGGUUUAUAUUAUCGGUGGUGACGGGACCCAGAAAGGAGCUAAUGCCAUAUAUGAGGAAUGCAAAAGAAGGGGUCUGAAGGUGGCUGUUGCAGGCAUUCCCAAAACUAUUGACAAUGACAUCGAUGUCAUAGAUAAGUCAUUCGGAUUUGAUACAGCAGUGGAAGAAGCUCAGCGUGCAAUCAAUGCAGCUCAUGUGGAAGCUGAGAGUGUUCAGAAUGGUCUUGGCUUAGUCAAGCUGAUGGGACGCUAUAGUGGUUAUAUUGCAAUGCAUGCAACUUUAGCAAGUCGUGACGUGGACUGCUGCUUGAUACCUGAAGUACCAUUCUAUUUGCAUGGAUCGGGUGGGUUAAUUGAAUUUGUGCGUAAAAGACUUCGAGAAAGUGGCCACAUGGUUAUCGUUGUAGCAGAAGGCGCUGGGCAAGAAUUGAUGGCUGAGUCCACAGUGAACAAUAACGACCUCAAAGACGCCUCUGGAAACAAGUUGCUCCUUGAUGUUGGUCUUUGGCUUUGCACCAUCUUGAAGGAUCAUUUCCAGGCAGAGUUUAGGGAAACGCUUAACCUGAAGUACAUAGAUCCUAAGUACAUGAUUCGAGCGAUACCGAGCAAUGCUUCUGACAAUGUCUAUUGCACCUUGCUCGCUCAUGGUGCGAUUCAUGGAGCCAUGGCUGGUUACAGCGGUUUUACUGUGGGACCUAUCAACAACAGACAUUGCUAUAUUCCCAUAAAAAGAGUGGUAGCAAAAUCUCGAAAUGUGAACGUUGCUGAUCGAAUGUGGGCACGACUGAUGUCAUCAACAAACCAGCCUAACUUUUCGCGAUAUGAAGAAGUUGUUCAGCGGCAGCGGAAGCUGAAUGCACAGAAGCAAGAAGAGGUGGAAAAUGAAAAGUCAACGCUAUCUUCAAACGGCGCCUCCAAACCAGGAAAUGAACGUGCUACUGAGGACGAAUCGGUGUUAAUUCAUUCAGGGGACAGGCAAGAAUUUCCAGUUUCUGCUGGUGGAUUGCAGCCUUCACCGAUAUCAUCACCUGUAGCUGGGGAACCCACACCUAGUGUAGACCAUGCUGCUCCGUGACUUGCCGUUUGUAUCUUCAAGAUGUUUGAGUCCCUGAGAACCAUGAUCGGACGCUCGGACGUUUUAUGCCAUGACGCUUACUUUUAACCGUUUGUACAUAAUUAUGAUUCGCCAUUUGCUUCUGCAGA
Molecule: messenger RNA, 2147 nt
Organism: Physcomitrium patens
Lineage: Eukaryota; Viridiplantae; Streptophyta; Bryopsida; Funariales; Funariaceae
Product: ATP-dependent 6-phosphofructokinase 6
Biological process (GO): fructose 6-phosphate metabolic process; glycolytic process
Molecular function (GO): ATP binding; 6-phosphofructokinase activity
Source: RefSeq, a predicted model, not a curated record